This is a messenger RNA of Theobroma umbraticum, 803 nucleotides long. RefSeq names its product cytokinin riboside 5'-monophosphate phosphoribohydrolase LOG8-like. NCBI's taxonomy places the organism in Eukaryota, Viridiplantae, Streptophyta, Magnoliopsida, Malvales, Malvaceae. The record is from RefSeq and is a predicted model, not a curated record. Gene Ontology annotation, biological process: cytokinin biosynthetic process. Gene Ontology annotation, molecular function: hydrolase activity, hydrolyzing N-glycosyl compounds. Gene Ontology annotation, cellular component: cytosol; nucleus.
GCGAAGUAGAGGUUAAUUAUGGGUAAGUUCAAAAGGGUUUGUGUCUUUUGUGGAAGUAAUUCAGGGAACAGAAAGAUAUUCAGUGAUGCAGCUCUUGAUCUUGGCAGACAGCUGGUCGAAAGGAAGAUGGAUUUGGUCUAUGGGGGUGGGAGUAUUGGGCUAAUGGGUUUGGUUUCUCAAACAGUUUAUGACGGUGGACGUCAUGUUCUUGGAGUAAUCCCCACAGCUCUUGUCUCAGUUGAGAUAUCAGGCCAUGCAGUAGGAGAAGUGUUGGUUGUAUCCGAUAUGCAUGAAAGAAAAGCAGAGAUGGCUCGUCGAGCUGAUGCUUUUAUUGCACUUCCUGGGGGCUAUGGGACAAUGGAGGAGUUGCUGGAGAUGAUAACUUGGUCCCAGCUAGGCAUCCAUCACAAACCUGUAGGUCUGUUGAACGUUGAUGGGUAUUAUGAUUGCUUGCUGGGGUUGUUCGACAAAGGUGUGGAAGAGGGAUUUAUCAAGCCUUGUGCAAGGAACAUUGUGAUAUCCGCAAAGAAUGCUGAAGACCUCAUUCAGAAGAUGGAGGAGUAUGUGCCCGAGCGAGACCGAGUGGCGCCAAGUCAAAGCUGGAGCAAACACUGCACCAAUGAUAUGAAUCGGUAGCGGUUUGCUUCCUUUGGGCACCUUAAGAGGAAAAACACUUUCUUUUCGUUGUUGUACUUGCAAUAUUAUCUUUACAUAGGUGUCUGUGCUUGAGUUGGCAAAUGUACGGUUGAGCUUGGGUCAUAUUGCUUCAGGUUUUAAAGAAAUUGAAUAAUUUUAAUUUUGGA